AUGGGUCCUGAGGCAGUUGAUCCUAAAGGCAGUUUCACCAUGGCCAUCCAUGACAAACCUGGUUCAAAACAAAAGGCCAUGACAGACGUGACAACCGAGGCUGUGAGUGUAGACAUCGCAGGGCCUCCGAUGGAGGGAGAGGCCAAUGUGGAGCUGUGCUGCUGUCUUUCCAAAUUCUUAGAACUCAGGAAGAGUGAUGUGGUUUUGGAUAAGGGCAGUAAAUCUUGUGAAAAAGUGGUGAAGCUUUUGGCCUGCACACUUCCAGAAGAGAUAUUGGAGAAAUUGAAAAAGCAAGUUGAAAAAUAUAAAUAA
This is a messenger RNA of Bubalus bubalis (water buffalo), 312 nucleotides long. RefSeq names its product UPF0235 protein C15orf40 homolog. The transcript has 2 exons. Bases 1 to 312 code for a protein of 103 amino acids. NCBI's taxonomy places the organism in Eukaryota, Metazoa, Chordata, Mammalia, Artiodactyla, Bovidae. The record is from RefSeq and is a predicted model, not a curated record. Gene Ontology annotation, cellular component: cytoplasm.